This is a messenger RNA of Filobasidium floriforme, 609 nucleotides long. RefSeq lists its product as uncharacterized. Lineage: Eukaryota; Fungi; Basidiomycota; Tremellomycetes; Filobasidiales; Filobasidiaceae. Bases 1 to 609 code for a protein of 202 amino acids. The transcript has 2 exons. The record is from RefSeq and is a predicted model, not a curated record.
AUGACGCGAGAAGAAACUAUUGCUCAAAAGCGUAUGAAAAGAGCGGGAAGAUUCAGUGGAGACUUCGCCCCAGAGGAAGCAAUCAAGAUCUUUAAAGCGAUCAUAGGGAUUGGAGAUCCCAAGUUCCAGCGCGCAAAGGUUAUUCCCAGCAGCGGAAGGGGAAAAGUCUACUACAACGUUCAUUUAGCCAUGACCAACGCCUCCUGGAAGCAGACGAUACCGCUGAUAAUCGACGACGUCACGGUCAAUGUCAUUACCGAUGAACCUGGUGAACUCGAUCCUCGCUUGAGUAGCGCGAUUGAAGCGGCUAUUAAAUCUUUCUGUGUUCAAGAUGAGACCCCGAUUUCAUCCCCACCUUCGAUAACGAUCUCUCUACCGGUCCGAACAGCCUCUCAGCAUGCACCUAGCAGUUCGAGCUCGAGCAGCAUUUCUACUGCCAUUGCGGGUAAUGGAGAUACGGAUGUUACUAGUAUAUCGACAAUGUCACUUGUACUGAGGCCGGGAGACAAAAAAGGCAAAGAAAACGCAGCUCAGGUCGACUUGGAUAAGCAGGAGUUCAGCGAUUCAGGAAGCGAUGAUGGGUGGGACAAGAUUGGGGAGGAUGAGUGA